AUGUCUGAAAGACAAAGACAACAACGUAUAUAUCAAAUACAGAGGCAAAAAUACCUUGGUGUAGGGAAUGAAGACACCACUAAGGAGGCAUGGGCAGAUAAUGUGAGAAAGGAUACUUAUCACAGCUUACAAGGUCAUUCCUCCAUCCUGGAAUAUUUAACCUUGGCCAAUAAUUCUAUUCAAUCUAAGAGAGAUAUGAAAGUUAACCUCAUAAAGAAAAUGGUACAAACUGAAAAUAGUAAAAAGAGACCCAUUGACGAGUCGUAA
This is a messenger RNA of Maudiozyma saulgeensis, 267 nucleotides long. The record is from the annotation of a GenBank genome assembly. Lineage: Eukaryota; Fungi; Ascomycota; Saccharomycetes; Saccharomycetales; Saccharomycetaceae.